This is a messenger RNA of Orcinus orca (killer whale), 2183 nucleotides long. RefSeq names its product mitochondrial elongation factor 2 (gene MIEF2). Gene Ontology annotation, biological process: positive regulation of mitochondrial fission; mitochondrion organization. The coding region runs from base 152 to 1534 and encodes 460 amino acids. The transcript is spliced from 4 exons. The record is from RefSeq and is a predicted model, not a curated record. Lineage: Eukaryota; Metazoa; Chordata; Mammalia; Artiodactyla; Delphinidae. Gene Ontology annotation, cellular component: mitochondrial outer membrane.
CGGGGCCCGGGCGAGCCCGUCCGCGGUCCCGGGCGCGUAGAAAGCGGAUGGGCGGGUUGCGGGGCCCGUUCGCCGUCCCGAGGCUCACCUUGAAGUCGUUGCCGCUGAGAUCUACGCCGCGCACGAACGGCAACACCCCGGCACGCUGACCAUGGCGGAGUUCUCCCAGAAUCGGGGCAAGCGGCGUGACAGCGAGGUGCUGGGCGGUGCUGUGGACUUCCUUCUGGCCAACGCGCGCCUGGUUCUGGGGGUGGGCGGAGCUGCUGUGCUGGGCAUUGCCACCCUGGCUGUGAAGCGGCUCAUCGACAGGGCCACCAGCCCUCGGGAUGAGGAUGACGCCAAGCGGGACUCCACGUGCCUGGAGGACAGCUGGCAGGAGCUGAGCCUGCUCAAGGCCACACCACGCCUCCAGCCCCAGCCGCGGCCCGCAGCCCUCAGCCAGCCCGUGCCACCCCCGGCCCCCUCACCCUCAGCCCCAGAGGGGCCCGCAGACGCAGAUCCCCCGACGUCGCCUCAGCUCUGCUCCCCAGCGCCGUCGGUGUGCCUGACGUUCCAGGAGAAGCUGCUGGCGUUCGAACGGGACCACGUGACCAUGCCAGCGGCCCACGUGGCUCUGGCCAAGCAGCUGGCCGGUGACAUUGCCCUGGAGCUGCAGGCCUACCUGCGGAACAAGUUCCCAGAACUGCCCUUCGGGGCACUCGUGCCUGGCGGGCCGCUCUACGACGGGCUGCAGGCGGGGCUCGCCGACCCCGUGCGUCUCCUGGUGCCCCUGGUGCUGGAGCCUGGCCUGUGGAGCCUGGUGCCUGGUGUGGACACCGUAGCCCAGGACCCUCGCUGCUGGGCCGUGCGCAGGACUCAGCUAGAGUUCCACCCCCGCGGGAGCAGCCCCUGGGACCGCUUCCUGGUGGGCGGCUACCUCUCCCCCCGGGUCCUGCUGGAGCUGCUCCGCAAGGCCCUGACCGCCUCCGUCAACUGGCCAGCCAUCGGCAGCCUCCUCGGGUGCCUGAUCCGGCCGCGCGUGGCCUCGGAGGAACUGCUGCUCGAGGUGCAGCACGAGUGUCUGGAGCUCCCCGUGGCUGUGCUCCUGUCCACUGCCGGCGCCCAGGCCGGAGACCUCCUGCUGGCCUGGCCCCUGGAGGGGCUGGCCAGCAACCUCUGGCUGCAGGACUGGUACCCGGCAGAGGCCGCCCAGCUGCGGGCCCUGGAUGAGCGCGACGCCGGGACCCGCCGGCGGCUGCUGCUGUUGCUCUGCGGCGUCUGUCGUGGCCACCCGGCGCUGGGGCGGCUGGGCCGCGGCCCCCUGACCCAGGUGGUUCUGCACCUGGGCGAGCAGGAAGCGGACUGGGCUGAGGAGGCCCUGGCGGAGCACUUCCUGCAGGCCCUGGAGUUGCUCGUCGGCAGCCUGGAGCGGGCCAGCCUGCCCUGCCACUUCAGCCGUGGUGUGAAUCUCCUGGACGGCCUGCGGGAAGAGGACAUCGACGACAUGGGCUGUGCGCUGUACUGGGGCCUGCAGGCCCCCGAAGGGCUGCUCUAGAGGCACGGGCCCAGGCGGACGCCUCCCUCCAGGGCGUCGAGAGCACCCUGCCCUUGCUUUUACCCCGAACGGGUCAGCGCGAGCUUGGGCGGCCCGCACUCGCACUCACCCCUCGGCCUGCGGUAGCCACAGUGAGUCCUGGGCAGGGGUAAGGUUGCCUCUGUUUUUCUGUCCCAAGGGUGAGUCACGCUUCCCUCGGGUGCAGGCUCCUCCAGGCUGCUGGUGCUGGGCGGUGGGCACGGCCUGUGGUCCCCCAGGAGCCGGAGUCGCCUGGAACCCUCGGGAUGCAGCUUUUGGCUGGCUGACAGGCUGGCGUUUUCCAUGCUGUGUGUCUGGUUUGCUCUCUAACGUGGGCCAGCGGGGGCUCACCUGGGGGAAGGCCCUUCUCCAGCUGGGGGAGCUGAGGGUGUGUGUGCUGCCCACCUGGCCCGGAGCUGAGGGUGUCCCCUGGCUGCUGCUGGGCCCAGCCCCCGCGGUGUUGGCACCAGCCGCACUCGCUGACUGCACUCUCCCUGAAGCUGGCUGGGUCGGGGGGAGGUUGUCUGCCUCCCCUCCCAGGUGUCUCUCCUCGCUCUGGUAUCCUUUCUGCUGAAGCAAAGCUAUGCCUCAAGAACUGUGAACUAGAAUAAAAAGGAAAGCUUCAAACGUC